CCCUUCAGUUCUAGCUGAAGAAUCCCGCAGACCUACAUGUGCCUCGCUGUCCUUUGGAAGAAUGACAGAUGACAAAGAUGUACUUCGAGAUGUGUGGUUUGGACGAAUACCGACCUGCUUCACUCUGUACCAGGAUGAGAUAACUGAGAGGGAAGCCGAACCUUAUUAUCUGCUUUUGCCUAGAAUAAGCUACUUGACACUAGUAACAGAUAAAGUGAAGAAACAUUUCCAGAAGGUUAUGAGGCAAGAGGAAGUUAGUGAAAUAUGGUUUGAAUACGAAGGUACACCGCUGAAAUGGCACUACCCAAUUGGUUUGCUGUUUGAUCUCCAUGCAUCAAAUACAGCCCUUCCUUGGUGCAUCACAGUGCAUUUCAAGAAUUUUCCAGAAAAGGAUCUUCUUCACUGCCAUUCUAAGGAUGUAAUUGAAGCUCAUUUUAUGGCUUGCAUAAAAGAAGCAGAUGCUUUAAAGCACAAAAGUCAAGUCAUCAAUGAGAUGCAAAAAAAGGAUCAUAAACAGCUGUGGAUGGGGUUACAGAAUGAUAAAUUUGAGCAAUUUUGGGCCAUAAAUCGAAAACUCAUGGAGUACUCUCCAGAAGAGAGUGGAUUUCGGUACAUCCCAUUUAGAAUUUAUCAGGCAACGACAGAAAGGCCUUUUAUACAGAAGCUGUUUCGACCAAUUGAUUCAGGAGGACAGCUGCAUACUUUGGGAGAUCUCCUAAAAGAUGUGUGUCCAAGUGCUAUUACACCUGAAGAUGGAGAAAAGAAGACCCAAGUGAUGAUUCAUGGAAUUGAGCCAAUGCUGGAAACACCACUGCAGUGGCUAAGUGAACAUAUGAGCUAUCCAGAUAACUUUCUUCACAUCAGUAUCAUUCCCCGGCCUACCGAUUGACACUCUGCUCUCCUGGUACAAGGAUCAUUCUCAAGCUCGAGUUAUAAGAGCAGGUCAACUUUUUGCUCCUUGAUGGAGGCAGGCGGACCGGAAAAAAAAUACUAAAACAAAAAGCAAAAAAUGAAACAAAACAAAAGUCCUCACUGCUGCGAGCCAAACAGGAAGAGAGAUCCUAUCAGCAGAUAGGGGCAAUUGGGCUGAUCUUACUCUGCAUCACCACUGCUUUUCUUCCCUGCUGUAAUUAAACUUGGGUUGCGAUAUGAAAGCCUUUAGAGGACUUCUGCAAGUCUGCUGUUUUCUUGUAAAAUAGAAUGAAGCUGAAACUGUCAGCUUGAAGAGCAAAUGGAAAUAUGCCACUUGAUUGUAUUUCUGAUUCACAAAUAAACAGGGGUAUUUCCUAAAGCGGUCGUGUUUCACCUUGGGGAGUGGAAACAUUGGUUUAAUUUUCUAGAAAGUUAGACACUGAGAGAUUCAGUUACCAAUAGCUUUUUGUAAAAGAUCAAAUUACUGUAAACCCAUCUUUCCUUAAUGAGAAUUUCAUGUUUACAGUAUGUGUAUUGGUAUGCAAAUGAUCUUUUAACUUUGAUAACAAGCAGUGAGAGAUUUUAAAGUAAACCCAUGAGCAUGUUUUGUCAUUUAAAAACAUGCACAACUUAAUAACUUACAAAUACUUUUGAUUUGUAUGCAGUUACUUAAUGUACUCCAGUAUGUUUAUUAUUCAAACCAGUUUUCAUAGAAUAGCAAUGAUGUAGGGUAAUUUGUCUCAGGAUUUGUCACGGCAUUUCUUUGUGCUCAUCUAUUUUUUUUCUGUGAGAAUAUUUUCUUAAAUUAGUUUUAAAAGCUUUUUUUAAAAAAAAAAAAAAAAAAAAAGUAAAUGGAUGUUGCAA
Tinamus guttatus (white-throated tinamou) is the source of this 1776-nucleotide messenger RNA. The record is from RefSeq and is a predicted model, not a curated record. NCBI's taxonomy places the organism in Eukaryota, Metazoa, Chordata, Aves, Tinamiformes, Tinamidae.